This is a messenger RNA of Aspergillus niger, 502 nucleotides long. RefSeq lists its product as uncharacterized. The annotation marks the transcript as partial. The transcript is spliced from 2 exons. Lineage: Eukaryota; Fungi; Ascomycota; Eurotiomycetes; Eurotiales; Aspergillaceae. The record is from RefSeq and is a predicted model, not a curated record.
AUGGGCAACAAUCAAUCAGUUACUAUCUUACAUCCAAUACCAUCUCCGGAUAGCCAGUCAAGUGGCUCACUGCUCCAAACUUCACACAAUAUAAGGCAUCUUAAAAGCAUCAAUACCGUGCAGCAACUACUUCAAAUCUCAAGCAAGCCCAAUCUCACCUGCAGGAUCUCUACUACGGCAGCUUCUUCUAGGUUUCAAGCUUGCAAUAACAGAUAUUAGUAUACUUGCUAAGGAGAAUGAGGUAUUACGUGCGAGUCAUGAAAAGCAGCUACAAAAGAGAAGACGCUUAAGGAAGCCGGUGGUAUAUAAAGAAGAAAGAACGACUGUCGAAGAUGCUUAGAGAGCUAUAAAACUAGAUGAGGGGGUUCAAAAUAAGCAAGAUUUUGUGGUUGAAGCUCAGCCUCAACCUACGGAGAAGCCCUCGUGCGCGCCUCCACGCUGCAGCAGCUUCUUCAAUAAUUGUCAACGACGUACACGGUGCGCUAAACCACCUAGUAAAUAA